AUGUCUGGUCAGGUCUUCCUGUUGGAGGAUAGCAUUGUUCAACUGGUUGGGAAAGUAUUGGGCCAACGUAGGGUCUCCCUGGCCACCUUAUCAUAUUUGCUGGGGAAACUAGUGUUGGCUAUUAACAUCGUGCCUUGGGCACGCCUCCACACUAGGGAUCUUCAGUGGUUUCUCUUACCCUUCCAGAAGGCACACAGGAGUACAUCACUGCUGAAGGUCACUGUUCCAGUGGAUGUCCUCCAAUCUGUACAUUGGUGGAAAUUGGCAGCCAUCAUCAAGGGUUGCCACUUCAGGGUGGUUCACAAGGUGACGGUCACUACGGACGCCAGCCUCUACGGUUGGGGGGCUCAUUUACAGACACAGAUGCCCCAGGAACAAUGGGACCAGGUGGACAGGAGUCACAACAUAAACUGGUUAGAGCUCAGAACCAUCCACCUGGCCCCCCAGGACUUCCUCACAAGCAUUGUGGGUCAGCACGUACUGGUCUUGAUGGACAACGUGGCCGCCAAGGCCCACGUCAACCGUCAGGGCGGCAUGAAAUCCAAGGACCUCAUGAAAGAAGCCAGGGAACUGGGCCUCUGGGCAGAGGCAUCUGGCUUCAUUGACCGAGGAACGUAUCUCGGGGGUGGCGAAUGUUCAAACCAACUGGCUCAGCCGGGCCAAGGUGGUCAAUGCGGAAUGGUGCCUCCACCCUUGACUUUCGUCAAAUCUCAGCCCAUUUUGGACCGCCUUUUGCGGACCUUUUCGCCACCCCGGACAAUACACAGCUCCCAUGCUUUUAUGCGAGAUGUUGCACAAGGUGAUCACCGAACAGGCAGAAGUCAUCUGGGUGUCCCUGCAUUGGCCACAACGGCCGUGGUUCGCGGACCUACAGACCCUGUCAGUAGCCAGCCUCUGGAGGAUUCCUCAGACUGCAGGUGCCCUCAGCUAGGGGUCACUGAAGGAUCCAGACCCUCAGUGGCUUCAGUUGAGCGCUUGGCACUUGAGCAGCACUCUCUGAGGGAGAACAGUCUUUCCUCCAGGGUCAUUAGCACUAUCCAGGCUUCCAGGAGGCCGUCCACGGUUCACGUAUAUGAUGCCACUUGGCGUAUAUUCUGCAAGUGGUGCAAUAACAAGACCAUUUAUGCCUCCACUGCAUCUAUUCCUCAGGUGUUGGAGUUUCUCCAAGAUGGGCUGGAGAAAGGUGUAUCACCCAACACAUUGAGAAGACAGGUAGCAGCUCUGGUUAUGAUUCUGACUUGGGGGGGGGGGACACAACCCUUAUGACACCACCCGGCCGUGAAAAGGUUUCUGAAAGGGGCUGUCAAUCUGAGACCAUCGGUGGUUCACCGCUACCCCACCUGGGACUUGCUCACGGUUUUGUCUGCCCUAACGGACACCCCCUUUGAGCCCAUUCGGUCAGUGGAACUAUAG
Thamnophis sirtalis is the source of this 1413-nucleotide messenger RNA. The record is from RefSeq and is a predicted model, not a curated record. Lineage: Eukaryota; Metazoa; Chordata; Lepidosauria; Squamata; Natricidae.